AUGGGUUUCAGCACUACGGCCGAAUUUGAUCAGGCGUAUCAAAUUGUGCAGGGUACUUUUGCAUCUGGCACCACCAAGAAUAAGGGAUGGAGGCGUCGUCAACUGAAACGUGCUUGGUGGAUGAUUGAGGACAACAAGAAGCGCAUCUGCGACGCCCUCUAUACCGAUCUGCACAAGCACUAUCAAGAAGCCUACACCGGCGACUGUGGUAAUACUCAAGCGGAUAUUCUACGCACUCUCAAGAAACUGGAUGAGUGGACCAAGGAUGAGAGACCGGAAAAGUCCGAUCCUCUCAACUUCCUAGGAAGAGCCACUGUCCGCAAGGAACCUCUUGGUGUGACUCUGAUUAUCGGCGCAUGGAAUUUCCCGGUCAGUCUGCUCCUGCAGCCAAUGAUUGCCGCGAUUGCUGCUGGAUGUGCCGUCAUUCUCAAACCAUCAGAUGUGGCAAGUGCCACCCAAGAUGUACUGAUGGAAAUUGUUCCACAAUACAUGGACCAAGAUGCGAUCCGGUGUAUUUCCGCUGGUCCACAAGAAAUGGGAUACAUCCUUGAACAUCGCUUUGACCAUAUUUUCUACACUGGAUCCCCCAAUGUUGCCAAAAUCAUCCAUGCAGCAGCGGCAAAGCAUCUGACUCCCGUCACACUCGAGUUGGGCGGUCAAUGUCCUGCUAUUGUCGCACAGUCGGCGAAUCUCGAUCUCACCGCAAAACACAUUGCCGUUACCAAAUUCAUGAAUGCUGGACAGAUUUGCUUGAAUGUGAACCACGUCCUGGUCCACCCGAGCCUACGAGAGCGCCUUGUCGCCGAUUUGAGUCGAUACUUUGACAAGUUCCUAGGAGGCAAAGCCAACAACCCAGAGUAUUACACACACAUUAUCAACGAGCGCAACUUCGACCGCCUUGACAAUCUACUCCAGCAGACCUCUGGAAAGAUCGUCUAUGGUGGCCAGCGGGAUCGUCAAAGUCUGUACUUCGCACCAACGAUCGUCACUGGAGUCAAGCCCGGCGAUUCCCUUCUCUCCGAAGAGCUUUUCGGUCCGAUUCUCCCCAUCGUCGAUGCAGACUUCGAUACCGCUCUCUCUCGGACGCGUGCGGGAGAGCAUCCACUCGCGAUCUACGCAUUCACUACUCAAGAUGCCGACAAAGCUCGCAUCUUGAACGAAACCCAGUCCGGAGGCGUGACCUUCAACGACUGCGGUCUCCAUAUAGCUGCUUGUGAUGUGCCAUUCGGUGGCGUUGGAAAUUCCGGUCAGGGUCGUUACCAUGGCCCGCAUGGUAUCUUGACUUUCUCUCAUCUCCGUACGCACAUCAACGCGAAGGCUCACAAGCUGGUGGCACCCGUCACCCCGUCGUUUGACCGGGAUGGCAAUGAUACGACUUUCGCUGCUCGCUCAAAGUGGGCCUUCGGCGUUGGGAUUCUCGCGCUUUCUGCAUUGUUUGUGACUCGACAAGAUCAGAUUGCCGCUCUCGGUUACAAGUGGCUCAAGUAA
Messenger RNA from Penicillium samsonianum, 1488 nucleotides. RefSeq names its product Aldehyde dehydrogenase C-terminal. The transcript has 4 exons. Lineage: Eukaryota; Fungi; Ascomycota; Eurotiomycetes; Eurotiales; Aspergillaceae. Gene Ontology annotation, biological process: aldehyde metabolic process. Bases 1 to 1488 code for a protein of 495 amino acids. Gene Ontology annotation, molecular function: aldehyde dehydrogenase (NAD+) activity. The record is from RefSeq and is a predicted model, not a curated record. Gene Ontology annotation, cellular component: cytoplasm.